CCGCUAACCCGGAAGCAGUCGCCGAAGACGAGUUGGCUCGGCGCGCAAAAUGGCUGCAUAAGUGAGGCCUGAAGUUGUAAUUCUUUAAAAGAUUGUCAAAGAAUCUUUGGCAGAGUUAUUAGUUAGCAGAACGUUAUCGCGUCGCCAAGGAGUUAACACCUGGAGCGGAAAUACCAGGUAAGAUAGAAUAUGGCAAAGAGGACAGCAGAUAAAGAAUUAAAUGACAGAAACUGGGAUCAGGAGGAUGAAGAAGAGGAGGCAGGAGUGUUCUCUGUUGCUAGUGAAGACGUCAUUAAAAACCGAACCAUCAAAAAGGCAAAGCGCAGGAGUAUAUCUAUGGAGCCUGAAAUUGGUGGAGCUUUUAAGAAUUUCAAGGGGUUCUCUCAGAUGUGUCCUGGAGAAAAAGUUAGUGGUUUUGGAAAUAUACCCAGUUUUAAAGGACUUCCUGGACUUUCCAAUGGAAGCAGAGGUGCAUUUGGUGCUACUGCUGCUUCUGAUGUAAAGACAAUAUCUGGCCCUUUAAACUUUAAUGGUCCAUCCUCGUCCCAGCUUGUGACAAGUGAUGCCAGUUCCAAAUCUAAUGGUGUGACUCAAUCCAGCUCAGUCCCUAACUUCUCUCAGAAUAAAAAUACCAUCAAUCGGGAGUAUAAUAAGCAACUUGCUGCUCUGAACCGCUGUGUACGGGACUGGAUCACAAAGCACGUAAAUGACAACCCACUAUGCGAUCUGAGCCCCAUCUUUAAGGAUUAUGAGAAGCACUUGGCUAGCAUUGAACAAAAAUAUGGCAGUAACUUUGACAACACAGAGAGUAAUACUAGCACAAGACAGUCCGAGCUAGCUGCUGCACAGGUGCCAGUUUCUUCUAAAGCCCAAGAGACAUCAACAUCCAUGUUGUUUUCUGCAAAUGAGCAAAAGGAAGGCAUCACCUCAAAUAUCACAGCUGUAGCCCCUGGUGUUUCCACAGCCAAUGUCACUUUUCAGUUUGGAAAAAAGGUUGACAAUUCUGUUCUAGGAACCCUUCCUGCCAGUAAACUAGCAUCCAGUUUCACUUUCACCACUCAAUGCAAUACCAUGACUUUGUUUGGAAGCCAAGCAACACCGUCACCAUCAUCAGCUUCGAUUGUACCAGUUCCAAAAGCAGACAGUGAUAAUGGCAGUAGUGAAAAAGGUAGGUGUAAGUUGUUCUAUAAGAAAGACAAUGAGUUUAAAGAAAAAGGCAUUGGAACACUACAUCUAAAGGCAAUUGCUGAUAAAAGAACCCAACUUUUAGUCCGAGCAGAUACAAAUCUGGGAAACAUCCUGCUGAAUAUAAUGCUACACUCUUCAAUUCCUUGUACCAGAGCUGGGAAAAAUAAUGUUAUGAUUGUAUGUGUUCCUAAUCCGCCACUGGAUGAGAAGACCCAAGCUAGCCCUGUUCCUAUGUUAAUCCGAGUGAAGACAUCAGAAGAUGCCGAUGAGUUGCACAAAAUUAUAACAGAAAAGAAGGAAUCACAUUAG
Erpetoichthys calabaricus (reedfish) is the source of this 1497-nucleotide messenger RNA. It is a transcript of the gene nup50, whose product is annotated as nucleoporin 50. Bases 190 to 1497 code for a protein of 435 amino acids. Gene Ontology annotation, biological process: protein import into nucleus. Gene Ontology annotation, cellular component: nuclear pore. NCBI's taxonomy places the organism in Eukaryota, Metazoa, Chordata, Cladistia, Polypteriformes, Polypteridae. The transcript has 7 exons. The record is from RefSeq and is a predicted model, not a curated record.